AUGAGGGUCGCGUGCCUGAUACUCAGAAUCACCAAACGGUAUUCGUUGAAGGUCAUGCAGGUUUACAAGCCAACCUCGGCACAUCCCAAUGAGGAGGUGGAGGAAAUGUAUGACGAUAUUUCUAGAGCCAUGCAUUCCUCCAAAACCCAUUACACGGUGUUUAUGGGAGACUUCAACGCAAAACUAGGCACAAGAGAAGGCGGUGAGUUGAAGUUAGGGAAAUUUGGAGUAGGGCAACGGAAUCGUAGGGGCCAGCAGCUGGCCGACUUUAUGGAGAAAGAGGGACUCUUUAUGAUGAACUCUUUCUUCCAGAAGCGGCCCCACAGGAAGUGGACCUGGUCGAGCCCCGACGGUUCGACAAAAAAUGAGAUUGACUUCAUUAUGACGACCAGACGCCAACUGUUCAGUGAUGUCUCAGUGAUCGCAAGGGUGAAAACUGGCAGCGAUCACCGAAUGGUUAGAGGUACACUGAACCUAAACGUUAAGUUGGAGAGGUCUCGUCUAAUGAAGUCAACGCUCCGUCCCCCUCGUGCUCUAAUCCAGAAUCCCGAAACCUUUCAGCUCGAGUUACGUAACCGCUUUCAGUGCCUAGAAGAUUAG
Messenger RNA from Parnassius apollo (apollo), 600 nucleotides. Lineage: Eukaryota; Metazoa; Arthropoda; Insecta; Lepidoptera; Papilionidae. The record is from the annotation of a GenBank genome assembly.